Molecule: messenger RNA, 2065 nt
Organism: Panicum hallii
Lineage: Eukaryota; Viridiplantae; Streptophyta; Magnoliopsida; Poales; Poaceae
Exons: 1
Coding region: 645-1754 (369 amino acids)
Source: RefSeq, a predicted model, not a curated record
GACACUGGCGCCGCCUCCUGCUCCGGAGGCUCCUGCGACGCCGACGCCGGCGCCGUCGCCGCCGCCGCCUCCUCCGGUUCCCUCUCGUGCCGAGCCGGAGGUAUACCACCCGCCAGCGGCCAGUCAUCCAUCGGGAUCCUCGGCAUAUCCAUCCCAUGGUGACUCGGCGGAUGGCCUCUCAGGCCGCGACUCUCUCCGCGGCAGAGGGAGAGCCGCGGGUCUCUCCGGUACCCUCCUCUAUCCGCGACACCUUGGCGGAUCCUCACUGGCGUCGCGCGAUGGAAGAGGAGUACGCGGCUCUUCUUGCCAACCAGACGUGGGACCUUGUGCCGCGUCCGUCUGGUUGCAAUGUGGUGACUGGCAAGUGGAUCUGGACGCAUAAGCGUCGGGCUGAUGGCACACUGGAGCGCUACAAGGCUCGCUGGGUUCUCCAGGGGUUCACCCAGCGGCCUGGUGUGGACUAUGAUGAGACUUUCAGCCUAGUCGUGAAGCCUGCUACGGUGCGCACUGUCCUGUCGCUUGCGCUCUCGCGCUCUUAGCCUGUGCACCAACUGGACGUGAAGAAUGCGUUUCUUCACGACACUCUGUUAGAGACUGUCUACUGCUCUCAGCCAGCGGGAUUUGUGGAUUCGAGUCGUCCGGAUAUGGUCUGCCGGCUCAACAAAUCUCUCUAUGGGCUGAAGCAGGCUCCUCGGGCUUGGUACUCUCGGUUCACCACGUUCUUGCUGACAUUGGGAUUCACCGAGGCCAAGUCUUACACGUCUCUCUUCGUCUACCGCCGAGGGGAUGAGACCUCCUAUCUGCUGCUCUACGUUGAUGACAUUGUGCUCACAGCCUCUAGUCAGCAGUUGCUUCAGAGUGUCAUCUCCUCUCUGCAGCAGGAGUUUGCUAUGAAGGAUCUCGGUCAGCUCCACCACUUCUUGGGCAUCACUGUUGAGCCUCGCCCGUCUGGUCUUCUCAUGCACCAGCGGCAGUACGCACUCGAUAUCCUGGAGCGGGCUGGGAUGACUGAUUGCAAGCCUUGCUCCACUCCUGUCGACACUCAGGCGAAGCUGUCAGCCGAUCUAGGUGAUCCGGUGGCUGAUCCUACUGCCUAUCGGAGCCUGGCUGGUGCUUUGCAGUACCUCACCUUCACCUGGCCGGAUCUCACCUACGCUGUCCAGCAGGUCUGUCUCCGUAUGCAUGAUCCCCGGGAGUCACACCUUGCUGCGCUGAAGCGUCUCCUCCGCUACGUCCGUGGCACUGUGGACCUCGGCCUGGUACUUCACCGCUCGUCUUCUGCUGAGCUGGUGGUCUACACCGACGCUGACUGGGCUGGCUGCCCGGACACUCGUCGCUCCACUUCCGGCUACGCCGUCUUCCUGGGUGGCAACCUGGUCUCCUGGUCGUCCAAGCGGCAACCGGUUGUCUCUCGCUCCAGUGCCGAGGCGGAGUACCGGGCUGUCGCUAACGGCGGAGCGGAGGCGUCCUGGCUCCGACAGCUCUUGGCGGAGCUCCACAGCCUGCUCGCCAAGAGCACGCUCGUCUACGGCGACAACGUCAGCGCCGUGUAUCUCUCCACCAACCCCGUCCAGCAUCAGCGGACAAAGCACGUGGAGAUCGACCUACACUUCGUGCGCGACAGAGUCGCAAUCGGCGAUGUUCGGGUCCUCCAUGUCCCGACUACCUCCCAGUUUGCUGACAUCUUCACCAAGGGGCUGCCCUCCUCGACCUUCUCGGAGUUUCGAUCCAGCCUCAACGUAGCCGGUGGCUAGUUGUGGCUGCGGGGGGGUAUUUGCCCUCUGUACUCUCUUCUUAUCCAGUCUUGAACACCGCUGCGCCGGUUGUUCAGACUGCGGGGGGGUGUUGGAGUGUAUUGGGCCCAUGGGCAUUGUGGCCCAUAGAGGCCCAUGUAUGUUACCUCUUCUAUACCCUUUCUAGGGUUUUGAAUACAGAUACUCUUCUCUUCUACAAGAGGAUCUUUUUCCAAUUUGUUGGAGGGUUACUCAGAAAAUUACAAAUUAUCGCUCAUUGCAGAAGUUCUGUGUCCUGCCUACAUUGUUCUACCAGUUUCCACGAUAGAAUG